Molecule: messenger RNA, 3932 nt
Organism: Lagopus muta (rock ptarmigan)
Lineage: Eukaryota; Metazoa; Chordata; Aves; Galliformes; Phasianidae
Gene: TBC1D23
Product: TBC1 domain family member 23
Exons: 19
Coding region: 44-2308 (754 amino acids)
Biological process (GO): retrograde transport, endosome to Golgi; embryonic brain development
Cellular component (GO): trans-Golgi network
Source: RefSeq, a predicted model, not a curated record
CCCCGCCGCCGCCUCCCACCACGGCUCGUCCAGCGCGUCCCCCAUGCUGCCAGCGCCACGCGGGCCCGCCUUCCUCUCUGCCCGGCUUCCGCACUUUGCGGCCGACGCCCUCACUUUGCGACAGCACCGUGGAGGGACGGGCCGAAAGGUGUCGCAAAGAAACAACAACAUACCGACUCCCCGGCCGUGCUUUACGGCUGAGCAGGGCGGCACGUCAACAGCUAUGGCGGAAGGGGACGGGGCGCCGCCGAGCAGCUGGGAAAAGGAUCUUGCGGAAGCUCUAGAAGAAGGAGGCUGUGAUCUUGAAACUGUGAGAAACAUCAUUCAAGGAAGGCAAUUGCCUGCUGAUCUGAGGGCCAAAGUUUGGAAGAUUGCACUUAAUGUUGUAGGAAAGGGGGACAGCCUCGCAUCCUGGGAUGGCUGUUUAGAUCUACCAGAACAGAAUAUAAUUCAUAAAGAUUGCCAAGAGCUAAUUGACCGGUUGUCAGUGCCAGAAGACGAGAAGUCAGUAUUGCUUUUGGACAUUGAGUCUGUUAUUACUUUUUACUGUAAAUCACGCAGUGUUAAAUACAGUUCUUGCCUUGGUUGGAUACAUCUCCUCAGACCUCUGGUUCACCUUCGAUUGCCACGCAGUGAUCUGUACAACUGCUUUUACGCUAUCAUGAAUAAAUACAUUCCAAGGGAUUGUUUUCUGAAGGGAAGACCAUUUCACUUAUUCAGGUUGCUUCUUCAGUACCAUGAGCCUGAACUCUGCUCCUUUCUUGAUACUAAGAAGAUGACACCGGACUCAUAUGCACUCAACUGGCUUGGAAGCCUUUUCUCCUAUUACUGUUCAACUGAAGUAACUCAGGCAAUAUGGGAUGGUUAUCUACAACAAGCAGAUCCAUUCUUUAUUUAUUUUUUAAUGUUGAUCAUCCUUGUCAAUGCAAAAGAUGUUAUCUUAGCACAGGAAUCAGAGAAAGAAGAAAUGCUAAAAUUUCUAGAAACUUCACCAGCCAAUCUCGAAGUAGAGGAUAUAGAGGAUCUCUUCUCUUUGGCACAAUAUUACUGUAGCAAAACUCCAGCUUCUUUCAGGAAGGACAAUCACAGUCUUUUUGGCAGCAGCUUACUGGGCCUCAAAGAUGAUGACACAGACUUGAGCCAGGCUCUCUGUCUAGCAGUCUCAGUGUCUGAGAUUCUUCAAGCGAAUCAGCAGCAAGGAGAAGGAGUGAGGUUCUUCGUAGUGGAUUGUCGUCCUGCAGAACAGUACAAUGCUGGGCACUUAUCAACAGCUUUUCAUUUAGACUCAGAUUUGAUGCUUCAAAACCCAUCAGAGUUUGCACAGUCUGUGAAAUCCCUAUUAGAAGCACAAAAACAGUCUAUUGAGUCUGGCUCUAUAGCUGGUGGGGAACAUCUCUGCUUCAUGGGAAGUGGCAGGGAAGAAGAAGAUAUGUAUAUGAACAUGGUGCUGGCACACUUCUUACAGAAAAAUAAGGAAUAUGUAAGCAUAGCCAAAGGAGGAUUUAUGGCCCUUCAGCAGCACUUAGCAGAUAUCAACGUGGAAGGACCAGAAAAUGGAUAUGGUCACUGGAUUGCUAGCACCUCAGGCUCCAGAAGUAGCAUAAACUCCUCUGUCGAUGGUGAUUCUCCUAAUGGUUCAAGUGAUGGAAAGGGAGUCAAGUCCUUGGUGAAUAAAAUGACAGUUGCUUUGAAGACUAAAUCUGUGAACGUGAAAGAAAAAGUUAUUAGUUUCAUUGAAAAUACAUCCACUCCAGUGGACAGAAUACCUUUCAAUAUUCCGUGGCCAGACAGAGCAAGCCUGGAGCGACAUGUCAGCAGCAGUGACAGAGUAGGAAAACCUUACCGUGGUGUGAAACCAGUAUUCAGCAUCGGAGAUGAAGAAGAAUAUGACACUGAUGAAAUUGACAGCUCUUCAAUGUCUGAUGAUGAUCGAAAAGAGGUUGUCAACAUCCAAACAUGGAUAAAUAAACCUGACGUGAAGUAUAACUUCCCCUGUAAUGAAGUAAAAGAAAAUGGACAUAUGUUUCCCAGUCACCUCCUAGUAACGGCAACCCACAUGUAUUGUUUGAGGGAGAUUCCGUCGCGGAAGGGGCUGGCUUACAUACAGUCUCGACAGGCACUCAACUCUGUAGUCAAAAUCACAUCCAAGAAGAAGCACCCAGAACUGAUCACCUUUAAAUAUGGAAAUAGCAAUACUUCAGGCAUAGAAAUUUUGGCAGUUGAAAGGUAUCUGAUUCCAAAUGCAGGUGAUGCAACCAAAGCCAUAAAACAACAGAUCAUGAAAGUAUUGGAUGCCUUGGAGAGUUAAUAACUAAAGACGUUGUAGAAAAGAGUUUAUAAAGAAGAAGUAACAAAGAUACUGUAUGUGGACAUGAGCUGAUGGUUUCCCAAUCAAAUACUAACUUUGUGUUUUUUCAGUUUACUGACGGGAGUGCCUGGAUAGCAGGCUUAAGAUAGGGUAAAUUAUUACCAAUUUCUGAACAAGAUUUUUAAUUUCUUUUAUUUUGUAGAAGUACGUAUUAUAAAGGUCAGUUUGUUUCACUGCGAUGCACCUUUAAUAUGAGUGAUGUGCACAUUUAUAAGAGGGCGUGCUGCUAGGUUCAUACAAGUAUACUAAAAGAACAAAGCAAAGUGGAGAAGCAGUAGAAGACAGGAUGGCUUUAAAUGACUGAUAUUUGAAAGCAAAAUAUCUCCAUAGCCUUCAGUCUAUAAAUUUGAUUUUUGCCUAUUGGGUAAUAAAUUGAACUAUUAAAAACUUAGCUUUGUAAGCAGAGCAGAUAAAAUCUUAGGAAUAGUGCUUCCUUUCAGUUAGAAAUGGGCAAGUGCGGAUGAAGGGGAAGAAAUGCCAAUAAUUUGGAGAAUUAACAUUUUAGCAGUCCUACGAAAUUAAAUUUACAUUAAAUAAUUGGAAUGGAAUAUAAGGGUAUCUUUAAAUACCAAAACGAACCAUGCGCAAUAAACCUUUCCUACAGGGUUGUGAUUUCAUUAAUUAUGCUAAGUUUUACAUUUGAUAGGUUGAAAUUGCUUCUCAUGUGAGGGUGAGUGCACGCAUUGAAAUGCGUAUGGCAGUGAAAAACCAGCAGUCUGGCUCCUGUCAAGUAAAAUGUCUAAAAUAGAAGUUAGGCUUUUAAAAGCCUUCAGUUCAGCACAGAAUUGAGUUUCUGUUGACUAAAGGAGUGUUGAAGAUUGAAGGUGUGGCUACAAAAUUAAUGCAUACAAAUAAAGUGAUUUCCUGUGCUGUGGCUUGCACUUGCAAUAAAUGCUUGCAAUAAAUGCCACCUUCAUUGGUUCAACAUUUGUUUAUACUCCUUUAAUAACUGUAAGCUAGUGAAUGUUUGACAGAAGGCAGCUGUGUAAUAGUGCAUUUCUGAUCUUCUACGUGGUACAGGAAUGGAUCUCUUGCUAGGAAGCCCAGUAUAGGAAUGUCCUUACGGCUGAGGCAAAGUACCUUUGUAGACAGCUUUGUGGAAAUUACCAAAAAUUGUGAAGUUAAAAAGUUAGGGGUUAGUUUUGCUGUCUGAAGUUUUCUGGUUGAGUCAAAACCUGUGAACUGGUACAUCAUCGGGAGAAAAAAUGAACUGACCUUUAUAAAAGCCAGUUAUUCUAAGUUAUUUUACUAGGAAUCAAGCUAGGGCACCUUAAUUCUGGAACUAAUUCCUUUUUUUUUUCCUUACUAUCUGAGUAAACACCAUUAGAACUUGAACGGUUAAAGAUAUUUGCAUGAAAUUGCACCUGGGCCAACUCUCGUGUAUUUAUAGUUUUGCCCAGCAGCUGUUGUAUUACGUUUUCUUCUUCCUCCUCCCUUCUGAAAAUAUCCUGAAGAGUCUCCGACUCCGUGCCUACUUCAGCAAUGAGAUUUUUUUCAUGUAAAGAUGUUUGUGUUACUGUUUAUAAACGACGGAUGUAAAUAAACCAGUACAAUUUGAACAUAA